AUGAUUGUUUGCGCCAGAAAAACAGAUACAUAUGGGCACAAAUUUAUUUUUGUAUACCCACCAAAUAAUAGUGGAUCUAGCGGAAUGAAUGCUACAUUAAGCGUUAUCAAUCCGGACACAAAACAACAAGCUAAUGUUACUAUUGAAUAUCCGGAAUUUGAUAUCACUGGUGAUAAUAUCACAGUAAUACGACGUACUGCAACUUUACUUGUCAAAGUCUUGAGCAGAGAUCUGUUUAAUUUUCGUGAAUCGGUGAUUCUGGACCAUCUUACCGACGGUUUGCAUUCAUACUUAGAUGCUCGAAUCGUUGUUCAAUCUACAAUUCCAAUCACUCUUAUAGCACAUAAUGUAGAUGUUAGCGGCGCACAAGACAGUUUCCUUGUACUACCAACAUCGAUGGCCGGAAAUCACUACGCAUUUGCACUUCCAGCAUCAUCCUUAUCCGGUUCAAUAACUGUUUAUUUUUUGCCAGUAAAAGCUAAACAACCUAAACAAUAUAUUACAAUUAAAUUGAUUCGUGAAUCAUUAUUUUCCUCAUACAAAUAUGCUGUACAGGCAGGUAAAAUGCUUGUAUUCAGUUUAUCGAGAGAAAGUGCUACGUUUUGGGCGUACAGUAAUUUCACAUUCGUCAUCGUUGCAGCCGUACGUGGAUUACCAACACUGGAAAAAUCAAGUGUAUUUGAUUUUGGCUGUUUUAUGCCAAGUUCAAUGCCAAUGAUGGAUUGCCAAAAAUUAUCGGUGAAAGAUAAUCAUUUGAUACCAUUGCUUACCGGAAAACAUCAUUUGUUAACACCAUCAUCCUCUGACUGUGAAUCAGUCGAAAUUUCAAUUCAUGGUUCGAAUAAAGUUGUCAAGACGAAGCGUUUGAUAUCCACUCUCAUUCAAAAUUCUAAUCUGAUGAUAUUUGAUAACUAUGGAAAUAUGGCUGCGACAAGUACUUCGAUAAUGUUAAAUGUUAUUCGUUACGGCGGUUACAAUGUUGGAGCAUUAAACUACGAGGAAGGUGGAUAUUUGCAUGAAAUACCAGCCAUUUCACAAUUCAUCACCGGUAUGAUUCCAGUUAUCGUACCCAGCGAUAGCAAUAAAGUUACUGUGAUAGCGGAUUAUCAAGCAGUGUCAAGUGCUUUUUUUGAUGGUGAAAUUAGCUUAUCAUUUGCUACUCUACCAUUCUUAAAUGGUUCAUUGUAUUAUGCAUCCGGUACCAUAUCCUCUGGUUUCCAUUUCUUCUAUGCUGAUGGCCUGUACAUUAUUUUUAUCAGCGGUCGCACAAAUAAUAGCGCUUAUGGAUUUGUUCCUGCUUUUAACAGUAAAUAUUCAUUAUUUAUUUUGAUUUGUUAUACCUGUGGCAAUUCCAGAUUUAACUGA
Molecule: messenger RNA, 1365 nt
Organism: Acanthocheilonema viteae
Lineage: Eukaryota; Metazoa; Nematoda; Chromadorea; Rhabditida; Onchocercidae
Source: the annotation of a GenBank genome assembly